Molecule: messenger RNA, 1414 nt
Organism: Schistosoma spindalis
Lineage: Eukaryota; Metazoa; Platyhelminthes; Trematoda; Strigeidida; Schistosomatidae
Source: the annotation of a GenBank genome assembly
GUUCAAAUAUAUUACGGAGACUUCACCAUAAGCGAAGUUUUUGCGAUAUUAACGAAGUAUUUAUGCUACUGCGCAAUCAUUAAGUGUGACGUUACAUAGUCGUGAAAGCAUUAGGGGUUGCUAUACUCUCAAAUAUUUUACAUUUUAAAGUGUUGCCAUAGGAAAAUGGAUGCCUGUUUAUUCCUAUUAAAAACAAAGUCUAUUUUACUCUAAAAAGUAUCUGCUACGGCAGACUAGACACUUGGGAUUCAUACCUUCAAAACGGCUUCUAAAAUGAAUGGAUUUGCAAGACAAGGUGUCGUUCGUGAUGAAAACGGUAAUUUGAUAAUCCCCCCAACCCAAAGACCCGAUGGUACAUGGAGAAAAGCCGUUCGUGUCAAAGAGGGGUAUAUUCCUCAGGAAGAAAUUCCACUUUACCGAUCUGCUGGUGUACAAAUCCUUGAGAAGAAAUCACAGUUCGUCAUCCCAGGUUUGACAAAAGAGGAUGCAGAAAAGUUAAAGCUAGAACGAAAAAAACAGUCACAAUCUGAUACACCAGCAUUAAACCCAGUCCUUAAAAAGAAAAAGUCUAAGAAAUCAAAAUGCAAACAAACUGAUGUCCAAUCUCCAGGAACAUCAGACCAAACAGAACUGGAUCCAACAAAGCUUACAAAACGCAGUACUAUUUCACCAAAUCACUCUGAUAAGGCGAACAUUGCAAUUCCAAGUGAUGCGACCGUGACUACCACUGAAAAUAUUGAUCGGCAGCUUAGACGUGAACAUAAACGAUUACUCCAAAUCGAAGAGAUAGAGAAAAAGAAACAAGCUGGAGAGAAUUUAAACAAAGAUCAAUUGAUAAAGUUAAGCCACAAACAAGCUGUUGAACAGCUCAUUGAACAGUUGACGUUACUUAAAACUAACUGACUUUGUCCUGCCCUUUUUCGACAGCAAAAUCGAUUUCGUUUGUUUUUUCACUUUUUCUGUCCACCCUCCCCACGUUGUUCCAAGUGUUUUUAAAUCGAAAAUAACGAAACCAAACUAGACAAGGUUUAGAAUACACUGAUGAAUUUAUUAAAUAAUUGAUCCACUACCAAUAAACAUAUGUUGUUAUCAGUUAGUAAUACUGAGUUAAACAAACUAAUGUGAUGCAACGGCAUUUGUGCAUGUUCAGUGUGAAUAUAUAUAUAUAUAUAUAUAUAUAUAUAUAUAUUCCAUCAGCGUUUUGUAAACUACAAUUGUUAUAUGGAAAAAUAUGGUACUUUUAAUAUCUUUUACAAUAUGUUUGUAUAAUCGAUGUAAUAUAUAAAUAAUAAUCACACUUAUUUUGUUGUAUAAAAAGGACUUGCUGGUCGAAAAAAAAUUUGAUAAGUGUACACCUAUUUAACUCAAAGCUUAAUUAUGAUUAUAAAAACAAUCUGACGAACGAAUCAUGUAA